AUUUUAUUAUGAGAAACAAACGCAUUUGGCAUUGAUUAUUUUUGGCAGUUUGUGUAAAUAAUAACUGUGAAACUAGUCAAAAUUCUUGUUCGUUUCUUCUUCAUUACCACGUCGUUUGGUAAAAGAUGUCGUUAGGAUCCCAACCCGGAUCGGUGAGCAAAGACCAAAGUUUCUUAUCCAAACAAGAUGAGACCCAAGCGAAUCCCGAAGUGCCAAAACGUCCACUUAAAAUGUACGGAGACAUCACUAGCGGAGAAUCAAAAGUGUCCGCUAAGCUGCCAACGAGCGUGAAUCCAUCCGAUUUUCACAAGCUUUUCCAAUCGAUGGACACCCAAACAAAGGGCAAGAUAACUGCCAAAGAACUUCAACAGGCUUUCGAAAUCUUCCAGGGAAAGCAUUUCUCAGAUGCAGCGUGCAAGUUUGUAGUGAGGCUUUUCGAUUUGGACAAAGCUGGCGGUUUAGACAUUAAAGAAUUUGAAGUGUUGUACUUCUGCGUUAAACAGUGGGUUGGGGCAUUUAACGCGUACGACAGAGACAAGACAGGAUUCUUAUCCGAGACUGAACUUGAUUACGCCCUGCGUCAAAUGGAUAUCAACUUUUCCAAAGAGUUCAUCAAGUUUCUCAUCUCACGCAGCGAUCCACAAGCCAGGAAAAUAUCCUUGGACCAGUUUAUAGUGUUCUGCGUACAAGUCCAGAAAUUCACGGAAGAAUUCAAAGUGCGAGAUCAAAAUUACACCGGAAAUAUCAGUCUGAGAUACGAAGACUUCCUCGAAUUGAUCAUGAGAUGCUUCUAGCUAGCUUGUUUUGAACGAUGAUCAUUGAUACUUUAUGAAGUAUACUUAUGCAAAUAAAAAAGAGGAAAAGCGAAUGCCACAUUUACGAUUUACAUUCCACUGCUGUAGAAA
Molecule: messenger RNA, 905 nt
Organism: Agrilus planipennis (emerald ash borer)
Lineage: Eukaryota; Metazoa; Arthropoda; Insecta; Coleoptera; Buprestidae
Product: peflin-like
Exons: 2
Coding region: 126-794 (222 amino acids)
Biological process (GO): COPII vesicle coat assembly
Molecular function (GO): calcium ion binding
Source: RefSeq, a predicted model, not a curated record